UCGAGGGGAGUUUGAAGAAUUGACUUCUGGGAUGCGGAGCAGCCGGCGGCAAGAGAGCGCGAGACACCAGCACCACCGCGGGGGAGUGAAUGUUUCCAGGAGCAGCAAAGAGACGAGCGGGAACUCCGAACCGCGCAGUUUGACUUAAACACACACAUUGUUCUGCUUUGCUCGGUGAACAGAGGCUGAGUGGAGGAGGGGGGGGAGGGAGGAAAAAAAAGUUAAGAUCCCACGAAUCAGCGCGUGGGAGUGGGAAGCAGGAUCGUGACCAACUGACUGAGGCAAGCUCCACUGUCUGUCUCGCCAUGGCAGCACCUGGAGGUGACAUGCAGUGGUGCUUCUCUCAGGUGAAAGGAGCCAUCGAUGAUGAUGUCGCUGAAGCGGACAUAAUAUCUACAGUUGAGUUUAACCAUACAGGAGAGCUGCUGGCUACUGGAGACAAAGGAGGGCGGGUGGUGAUUUUUCAGCAGGAAAUAGAGAAUAAAAGCCUGCCUCAGUUCCGGAGUGAGUACAAUGUUUACAGCACCUUCCAAAGCCACGAGCCAGAGUUCGACUACCUGAAGAGUUUGGAGAUCGAAGAGAAAAUCAACAAGAUCCGCUGGCUUCCUCAGAAGAAUGCUGCACAGUUUUUGUUGUCAACAAAUGAUAAGACCAUUAAGUUAUGGAAAAUCAGUGAACGAGACAAGAGACCUGAUGGUUAUAACCUGAAAGAAGAUGAUGGAAGAUACAAAGAUCCCAAUUCCAUCACAUCACUGCGGGUACCUGUUUUAAUACCCAUGGACCUGAUGGUGGAAGCCAGCCCACGGAGGGUGUUUGCCAAUGCUCACACCUACCACAUCAACUCUGUUUCGGUGAACAGCGACCACGAGACCUACCUGUCUGCAGACGACCUGCGCGUCAACCUCUGGCACCUGGAGAUUACCGACCGCAGCUUCAAUAUUGUUGAUAUUAAGCCAGCCAACAUGGAGGAGCUGACAGAAGUGAUCACAGCAGCAGAAUUCCAUCCUCAUCAGUGCAACACUUUCGUCUACAGCAGCAGCAAAGGCAUCAUCCGUCUGUGCGACAUGAGGGAGUCAGCUCUGUGUGACAGGCACACCAAGCUGUUCGAGGAGCCAGAAGAUCCGAGUAACCGCUCCUUCUUCUCUGAGAUCAUCUCCUCCAUCUCAGACGUCAAGUUUAGUCAUAGCGGACGCUACAUGAUGACCAGAGACUAUUUGUCUGUGAAGAUUUGGGACCUAAACAUGGAAAACAGGCCGGUGGAGACCUAUCAGGUUCAUGAAUACCUGAGGAGCAAGCUGUGCUCGCUCUAUGAGAACGACUGCAUCUUCGACAAGUUUGAGUGCUGUUGGAACGGCAACGACAGCGUGGUCAUGACCGGCUCGUACAACAACUUCUUCCGGAUGUUUGACCGCAGCCAGCGGCGGGAUGUCAUGCUGGAAGCAUCCCGUGAAAACAGCAAGCCCAUGCAGGUCCUAAAACCGCGGAAGGUCUGCGCCGGAGGCAAACGCAAGAAGGAUGAAAUCAGUGUGGAUAGCUUGGACUUCAAUAAAAAAAUCCUGCACACUGCUUGGCACCCCCAGGACAACAUCAUCGCUGUGGCGACGACUAACAACCUCUACAUAUUCCAAGACAAAGUAAACUAAGACGAAGGCAGGUUUGUGAGAGAUGAGGUGGAGAGAUUCUCAUCUUUACCACUGGCAGCCUCACCCAGGAUGACCUGUGGGGGUGCAGACUCCCAGCAUCCCUCUGUCACCUCCAGGUGACCAGACUUUGCCACUUUGUUUUGGAUGUGGACAGAGGAAGACGCUCUGGCCCAUCAUCAGUCAGUCUGGGGGGUGUAGUCACAUCUGCCUUGUUAUUUAAGUGAUGUGCCAAUUUUUUUUUUUUUUUCUUCUCUUCAAUGUUUUUGUUUUGUUCAGACAAUUUGCUUCUCCACUGUGGGCAAUAGUUUCAUUUCUGACUACAGGCACGCUCAUUUUUAUACCUUCCCCUAAAUGGUUCUGUAGUAAAACAAAGAAAUAAACACUUUAGUGUGUCCCUUUAUUGCCCUGUGCCAUUGUGAUGUUUAUUUUUCUAAGGAAAUGUGGAGUUUUUGACUCUAUGCGAAUACUGUUUUAGUCUGUUCCUUUGAGGAUCCAGCAGUUAACAGUUGUGUCCUCCUUUUUUUUUUAAAUUUCCUUUCACUUCCUGGUUGUUCCUACUCCACAGCAUCACCUGACGGUUGAUUUUAAAUACAGUGAGUCCAGACUGGUCCACUGAGGUUCUCGUCCUGCUCACUGUUUCUGUGCCUCAGGCUUCGGGGUGGGCGACGUUCCCAAGCUCCACAAGAGAUUUAUUUUGUUUUGAGGUUGGCUCUGUCUUAAAAUCAUUGUGGUUUAGUUCUGAUUUUGUUGUGUGUGUUCAACAAUAGGCAGGUAUGAGAGAGAGCCUAUACAAAGAUAACUAUGAUUGUCAUAUUUAUAUACAAAGAAAAGAGAAUUUGACUAAGAGGCUUUCCGUCCCUCUUUGGGAUAUUAAGCUGACCUUAAACAGAUCUUUUGUUUUGGGGGGGGGUUUGUCUUCCCAUAGUGAACCAUUUCUCUAAAGCAGCCCUUCUGAACAGGAACUUGGAAUUUGACACUGGACUUUUAUUGCUGCACCAACGGAAGUACUUGGAUAUUUGUGUUGAAUGACUGCAACUUAAAGAGAAAACGUUAUUUGAGGCAUUAAGGCGUCUUCAGUGAGGAUGAACUGCAGUCGCUGCUGCUUUGUGAUGGCACUCGGUUCUCCAGAACACCACAUUUACCUGUAAACUAGGGAUAUUGAUGCCUCUGAUAAUGUGUAAUUAUAAUUUUACUGACGGAAGAGGAAUAAAAAAAUAAAGGAACUACUUUUGCA
Molecule: messenger RNA, 2877 nt
Organism: Oryzias latipes (Japanese medaka)
Lineage: Eukaryota; Metazoa; Chordata; Actinopteri; Beloniformes; Adrianichthyidae
Gene: ppp2r2ab
Product: protein phosphatase 2, regulatory subunit B, alpha b
Cellular component (GO): protein phosphatase type 2A complex
Molecular function (GO): protein binding; protein phosphatase regulator activity
Source: RefSeq, a predicted model, not a curated record